GAAAUGUGUUAAAAAAGCUUGUUGUGUUAUUAGCACUAGUAAGAGGAAAUUUGGAAGAGUAAGAGGAAAGCAAAAGGAGAGAUAGGAACGUAAACAAACUCCUCCCUCUGAGUCUCUGACUUUCCUCGGCGCCCAAAAGAUGAGAAACCGAAGCGUUUAUGCAUGGGCAGUGGCACUCGUUUGCUUCCUUGUGCUCAUGAUCGUUACCCCAGCCAUUCCCCAGUCACAGGAGUAUCAUAAUUUCGCCGACCACCGCACCUUCUUCGGCAUUCCUAAUGCACUAAACGUGAUCUCCAAUUUCCCUUUUCUGGUUAUUGGCCUCAUUGGACUUGUACUAUGUCAUCAUGGAAAUUACUUUAGGCUCAGCUUGCAAGGUGAACUAUGGGGUUGGACUUGCUUCUAUGUUGGUGUGGCUGCAGUUGCAGUUGGAUCUUCAUACUAUCAUCUCAAGCCAGAUGAUGCUCGCCUUGUGUGGGAUAGGUUGCCUAUGACUGUUGCUUUUACAUCAAUCAUAGCAAUAUUCAUCAUUGAACGGAUUGAUGAGAGGAAGGGAAUGAUUUCAAUUAUACCUCUAAUUUUGGCGGGUAUAAUAAGCAUUGUGUAUUGGAGGUUCUUCGAUGACCUCCGUCCAUAUGCUCUGAUACAAUUUGUACCAUGCAUUGCCAUUCCUCUGAUGGCUAUUUUGUUGCCUCCGAUGUACACACAUUCGACAUAUUGGCUCUGGGCUGCAGGGUCUUAUCUUCUAGCUAAGGUUCUAGAGGCUACUGAUGAGGUGAUCUAUGAAUGGACGCAUCAUAUUGUCAGUGGUCACACACUUAAGCAUCUGUGUGCAGCAAUGGUUCCUGUCUUCUUAACAUUCAUGCUUGCUAAGAGGACUGUUGAACCUGAGAGGCAAAGUUUGCUUAAAACGUGGAGGGUUUCCUGGACGAAGUUCAGAGAGGGCAACUCAAAGGUUGAGAGCUACACUUACUCUUACUCAAAUGUGCAGACUGUGGAGCCCCAGUAACGUGCUACGUUCCUUAGAACAAAAAAUAAGGGCUUAUACUGGAUUACAGAAUAUUGUUAUACUUGAUCGUGGACUAGGAAAAACAAGCCAUACCAAGUUAACUUUCACACAAUAAUAUUAACCGUAAUUAAUUCUUAGUCUGUAUAGUUCAUGAUUUUUUAUCUCAUAGCUAGGAUCGUUUUACCUUUGAAUCACUGAAUGUGAGUGUUGUAUAUUUUUUGUUCAGUAUGGUAUUGAUUUGCACACCUCCUUCAAACUCUAGUAGUGCUUGUCACGAGAAAUCAUAUUGGUAUUAGGAUA
Messenger RNA from Cajanus cajan (pigeon pea), 1306 nucleotides. It is a transcript of the gene SAG18, whose product is annotated as senescence associated gene 18. The record is from RefSeq and is a predicted model, not a curated record. Lineage: Eukaryota; Viridiplantae; Streptophyta; Magnoliopsida; Fabales; Fabaceae.